GUUAGAUUAAAGUUUAUAUUAAAUAAAAUUAAUUUGAAUAUGUGCAAAAUUUGUGCUGUGGUAGCAGUCUAUUAUUAAUUGUGAUGGACAGGAUUUCCUUACAUGAUAUUAUAAUGGCCGAGCUAAAUAAAGAGAAAAAACGAGCUGAACUGAAUAGCUUCGAAAAAUCUAAAAAAGACCAAAACGACGAGAUCAACAACAACAAACCGAAGCCCAUAGACAACAACACUCACGUCUUAUUACUCGUCUGCAUCAUCGGAGUCACCCUGGCCAUCGCCCUCGAGAUCAUCAACGUGCAGAGGAGGAGGAUCCCAGCCAGAGAUGACUCCAGGACUGCCAAGAACUACUGGGUCUACUCCGCAUCAGCAAACGUAGAGAGCAAAACCGGCCUCCUAAAACAUGUACAUCUAGUCUUAGAAAGAGCGGGAUACGAGAAGUCCUCAAACCAAACCGACUGGCACCUCCUCUGGUCACACGACUACCCGUUCAGAGCUCUCUACCCCAACUUACACAGACUUAAACCGCACCAGAAAGUCAACCACUUCCCUGGUACCGGCUUCAUUACGAACAAAGUUGAUUUGGCCACUUCCACGUCCGAUUUCAUUCCGAAGGCAUUCAAACUGCCACAGAAUAAGGAAGCGUUUAUGGAGUACGCUAAAAAGAAUCCCAAAUCCAUGUUUUUGGAGAAGCACAACCAACACCGAGGCGUAUUUUUGAAGAAUGUCACGGAAAUCGACUUGCUAAGUGGAGAAAGUUUUGUUCAAGAGUACGUGCAAAAGCCGUUUUUAGUGGAUGGCCAUAAGUUUGAUAUUGGAGUGUAUGUGGCGCUCACGUCUGUUAAUCCACUGAGGGCGUAUUGGUACAAAGGAGAUGUGCUGUUUAGAUACUGUCCAGCCAAGUACUACCCCUUCGACCCCCGCGACCUGGACAAGUACGUGGUGGCCGACGACUACCUGCCCACGUGGGAGGUGCCGUCGCUCGCGCACCCCUACACCGCGCUCGGGCUGGGAAUGAAGGACGCGUUUGAUGUGUAUGUUAGGGCACAGGGUAAAGAUCCGUCCAAAAUAUGGGCUGAUGUGGAAAAGGCAAUAACUGAAGUCUUCCUGAAAAAGGAACAUCACAUCAUUGAUGCUCUCAAACACUACCCGUCGCCCGACAACUUCUUCGAGCUCAUGCGCUUCGACCUAGUCCUCGAUGAGGACCUGAAGGUCUACCUGCUGGAGGCCAACAUGUCGCCCAACCUCAGCUCGGCGCACUUCCCGCCCAAUCAGCUGUUGUAUGAACAAGUGCUGUAUAGCCUGUUCGGAUUGACGGGGGUUGCUGGUGAGAGCAGAGAUCAAUCCCCAGCAGCAGUCAACAUGGUGGCAGCACAGAAGAACAUAGCAGUGUUCGGUAACGAAUGCAGCACCAUCUGCAAAGACCGCUGUGAUGACGUGGACCAUGUCUGUGGUCUGUGUCGGCCCUGCCUCAGCAGUAGAAUGAGGGGAAGUCUCCUGAAGGCGCACAGGGAGUUUCUGCAUAAAGGAGACUUUAGAAGACUGUUUCCUCCUGCUAUGACCCCUGGAGCUACCAUCGAUAGUAAACUGAAGAACCUAACUGAGACUAACAAACUGCAGUAUUUAUGGUAUCAAGGAAAGUGUAACAUUGAUGUUAGUUGGUGUAAUUAAAUUGUAAAAUAACAUAUUUCUAGUCUAGGUAUUUAUGAAAGAAAUUAAUAAUAAUAAACAGUUACCAACA
Plutella xylostella (diamondback moth) is the source of this 1737-nucleotide messenger RNA. It is a transcript of the gene TTLL15, whose product is annotated as tubulin tyrosine ligase-like 15. The record is from RefSeq and is a predicted model, not a curated record. Gene Ontology annotation, biological process: protein modification process. Lineage: Eukaryota; Metazoa; Arthropoda; Insecta; Lepidoptera; Plutellidae.